Molecule: messenger RNA, 6313 nt
Organism: Oncorhynchus kisutch (coho salmon)
Lineage: Eukaryota; Metazoa; Chordata; Actinopteri; Salmoniformes; Salmonidae
Gene: rmc1
Product: regulator of MON1-CCZ1
Exons: 31
Coding region: 4426-6216 (596 amino acids)
Biological process (GO): regulation of autophagy
Cellular component (GO): late endosome membrane; lysosomal membrane; Mon1-Ccz1 complex
Source: RefSeq, a predicted model, not a curated record
GAUGGGAAAUUCUAUUGACAUCAAUUGCCCGCACGGUGCAUUUUGGGCGAUAUCACUCCUUCACGGAGUAAAUGAGACUUAAUUGGACGCUGUUUCGAAAAAGCAUGAAAUAGCAUGAAUUGCGUGAGCAAAAUUACACAUAUUUUUCGAGAUAUUAGAUAUUUAACUUGUUCUCUAUAAUAUCGUGUAGCUUUGAAAUUACGUUAUUUUGAGGAAAAUAGCCAAGUUUCUCGACUCAAACUCUUGACUUUUUAGAAGGGAUUGCUUGACGAAUAGCGUAGCAACUGCGUGACGCAGUAGAACAACCUGAACACGAUUGGUCAAUAGUCUGCUGGGCGGUGCUUUACACGUUGUUCCAGUCAUUUCCGGCUAGGUUUCUUCUCUCUUCCUUUUCUAAUAUCUCUGGAACAACGCAAAGCAGAAUUUGCUCUACAGCUCUCGUAAAAUCCUUGUCAUUUAGCAAGAAAUCUGUUCAUUAGUGACAUUAACUCUAUUUGGCUUAAGAUAACACAUCUAAACGGUUUCAUUAUCGUGUCUAAUUCGGGAAACGAUAGAAGGAGACUGUUUGUCGUCGUAAACGUGUUGCUAGCUAAGAUUAUUGCUCGACAUCUGACUGUCUGAAUACUGCUGCUGUCAAAGACUGAAACUCUGGGCUGCUGUCAUGGAUCAAAUAGGGAUCACUGCAGAAGGACCAAAGAGUCCAUGGGGCGCCACCACUACCAAGGCGGUGUCACCCUGUUCCCUCGCUGACGUCAUGAGCGAGCAGCUGGCAAAGCAACUGGAUGAGGAAAGCAAUGCUUUCCCUGAUUCCCCAGAUGUCAAUGCUGCUCUGGAUGCCGGUGAGGAGCCAGAAACGGACUGUGAUCUGAUGCUGGCUCAGAUGCUGCAGAUGCAGUUUGACAAGGAGUUUGACACCCAGCUGCGCACGGAAGAAAAAAAAUUAAACGGGGAUAGCAAACUGUCCAUCUCCUUUGAGAACUAUCGCAUGGUGCACCCUUACGAGGAUAGCGACAGCUCCGAGGAUGAAGUUGAUUGGCAAGACACUCGCCACGACCCCUACAAAGCCGAUAAGCCCACGACAACUCCAAGAAAAGGCUUUACUGGGAAAGGCAAGAACAUCACUACUAAGCACGAUGAGGUUGUGUGUGGCAGGAAGAAUACUGCACGCAUGGACAAUUUUGCCCCAGAGAUCAAUGUGGGAGAUGGGCUUGGCAUGGACCUGAAGCUCUCUAACCAGGUGUACAACUCCCUGAAGCAACACUGCCACUCUGAGCAGCGUCGCAGUGCCCGACUGCAUGACAAAAAGGAGCACUCCACUGCUGAACAAGCAGUGGACCCAAGGACCCGUCUGCUCAUGUACAAAAUGGUGAACGCAGGCGUUCUGGAGAACAUCAACGGCUGCAUCAGCACUGGAAAGGAGUCUGUGGUGUUCCACGCAGAUGGGGGAAGCAUGGAGGAGAAGGCUGUCCCAGAUGAGUGUGUACUCAAGGUCUUCAAGACCACACUCAAUGAGUUCAAGAACCGCGACAAGUACAUCAAGGACGACUACCGCUUCAAGGAACGCUUCAGCAAGCUGAAUCCCCGCAAGAUCAUCCGUCUCUGGGCUGAGAAAGAGAUGCACAACCUGGCUCGUAUGAAAAAGGCUGACAUCCCAUGCCCUGAGGUGGUGAUUCUGAAGAAGCACAUCCUGGUGAUGUCGUUCAUUGGCAAGGACCAUGUGCCGGCUCCCAAACUGAAAGAAGCCAUGUUGGGCUCUGAGGACAUGAACAGGGCCUACUACCAAGUGCUUCAUAUGAUGCAACAGUUGUAUCACGAGUGUAACCUCGUCCACGCCGACCUGAGCGAAUACAACAUGCUGUGGCAUCAGGGGAAGGUUUGGCUAAUUGAUGUAAGUCAGUCCAUUGAGCCCAAUCACCCUCAUGGCCUUGAGUUCCUGUUCAGGGACUGCAGGAACGUGUCUACGUUCUUCCAGAAGGGCGGGGUGUCGGAAGCCAUGAAUGUGUACGAGCUCUUCAACGUCGUGUCUGGGCUGCAGCUCAGCGGUGACAGCGAAGCAGACUUCCUUGCCCAGAUCGAGGCACUGGAGAAGAUGAAUGAAGACCACGUGCAGAGAAGGGGCAAGAAAACCUACUCCAGCACCAGUGACGGAGGGCCUCCCCUAUUACACCACGAGGAUGAUUAACGAUGAGAUGUUAGACACCAUGAUUAGCUCCAUGGAUCCUGUUCAGUUGAUUCUGUUUGAGAGAAUGGGCGAGUAAACCCCCACCCAAAGGUCUUUCAUCACAAUGAGGGACACAAGGUCGAAAGGUCACUGCAUCCCAAGAUGCUACACUGGGGGCAGUGGGCUGAAAAGUCCCAUACACCUCCAUGGAUUGUCAACAUCUCAUUCCAUUACUACGUUUGUAGAUGGAAUGGAUGGGGACGUCUAAGGGGGACAUGACGGAUGCAUCUACAUGCGUACACAAUUAUUGCUUUUUAAAAAAUUUGAUGGUAUUCAGCAUUCAUGACAUGAAGUUAUCUUCACAGGUGAACUGGGCUCGAAUGAAAAUAGCUUUGCGUUAUAUGAAUGGAACAAAUUGCAAUCCAACAUUUGGUGAAGAGCCCUAGUUGGUGUCAGUUAAUAUUUUAAUCAUGAAAGGUGCAGUCAUGAAUGAAGACACAAUUAAUUGUUUUUCAUUGGCACCAAUAUGCAUUGCGGUCUAUUGAUCGUACAAGGGAGCUGUGUUUUCUGUGAUCUCCAACUUCAAUAUAAUGGUGGAAAUAAAUUGCAUACAUUUUUGUUAUGCUUUGUCAUUAAUUUUCCUUUGCUCUGGACAAAUCGAGCAGCAGCUUGACGGGAGACACCAAACUGCUCUUAAACUAGGAGUUAUAAAAAAAUACAAGCAAUCUAUAUGUAACUAUAACAUGUCAAUAUUACUCAGUCAGCCAGUCCAACUUGUAUAAAAGCCUGCAGAAACCACCUAUAUCUUGUUUGAGUGUUUGAUUACAGUUUGACAAUCGACUUUUAUUUUGAAAGUAGCGUUUAGCCGCAUGUUGGAAAUGUCUAACUUGCUAACCUAGGCGGAAGAGUCGGAUCCCGAGUUUCCCACCAGGGAGGUACUAGAAUCAACAAAUAGGAAGCUUUACGCAAAUAAUUUACUUUUAACUCGGAGGUCCCGAGUUUUCGACAUAUGAACGCAGCAUUAGCAGAUACAGCAUUUACCAAAAAUUAUUAUAACUAAACCAAGAUAGGAAACUACAGACUGGUCCAUGUGAACAAAUGUGUCAUUUUGGGCAGAACAAGGAGGGGGCAUCUGUAUAUUUCCGUUAGGGAACGCCUACUUUGAAGUGCGCGUGUGCAAUAACUCAAUUCGCCUUAGCACUCCUAAAUAACGCAAUAUAAAACGUGUUUUGGUAAAGUCUACUAAACUUAUUCCAAUCAGUUCAUAACAUAUUUUCGUUUUAGUAACCGAAAACUGUAUUGAGAUUAAAUGUUUUGUCGAUGAGAAAAUGUGCAGAAUGUCGGUUAAAAUCCAUCUCCCGCUGCCGGCCACUGGGCUGUAGUGAGUGGACACGCCAAGCUUAAAGAUUUAUACAUCCGGUGAAAUAUAUGUCAUUCUAUGUGGCAUUAAUAUAUUAUGUGAGUCACGUGACUGUCACAUGAUUUUGAAACCGGAACUUGCCGUAGAGAGGCUUUGGACAAUUAAUUUAUGAAAUGCAGAGCAAACACUGACAACUAACUGCAAUACAUAAUAGUCAGCAAAGCUAAAGGUUCACAAUGAGUGAGGAACACUACUACCUGGAACUUUGUGAAAAUCCUGUGCAAUUUGAAAAUGCCUCAAGCGUCAACAAUGUGUUUUUUGACGAAGCAAACAAACAGGUACAUUAACGUUACUAACGUUAAUAGCCAAGGCUAGCUAGAAGGAUAUGCUCAGCUAUGGUGGUUACUCCAGAAACAGUUAGCGCGAUUAUAGCUAGCUAAAUAAAUCAUAUUUUAUCUUGAUUUUACUUUCAGCUUGGUAGCUACUGCAGUAUGCUGGCUUAUGUGAACGCAAUUACAAAUAACUAGCUUUGAUGAGGGUGGCAGUCAAACUGUUGAUUCCCAUGUUGCAGCUUGGUGAAGGUCCUAAAGUGUAGCCAUACAGUAUGGCUAAUUAAUAUGGUAGACGAAUUAGUGAACUUCAGUCAACAUUUAACGCAUGUCUCUGGUAGUACAUUCAACAGCUAAACAAGGCAGGUUAGAUGAGCAUUAACCCUCAUUCUAAUGGUUCAGGUAGACGUUACACUGUCCUCCUAAUGUAAUGGAUACCAGGCUCCAAAUCCUUUUAUAUAUUGAUUGUUCUCUAUUUACCCUGGUUGCUCCUUCAGGUGUUUGCAGUGCGAUCAGGGGGUGCCACUGGGGUUGUGGUUAAAGGACCAGAGGACAAAAGCUCAGUUGCCUUCAGAAUGGAUGACAAAGGAGAGGUGAAGUGCAUCAAGUUUUCAAUCGGAAAUAAGAUUUUGGCAGUUCAGAGAACACCAAAAUCUGUGGAUUUCAUAAACUUCAUACCGGACUAUCCACAUUUGGAAUUCUCCCAGGAAUGUAAGAUGAAGAAUGCCAGUAUUUUGGGCUUCUGUUGGACUAACUGGAAUGAAAUCGUUUUCAUCACUGACCAGGGAAUUGAGUUCUACCAGGUGCUUCCUGACAAGCGUAGCCUGAAGCUGCUGAAGAGUCAGAGCAUCAAUGUGAACUGGUACAUGUACUGUCCUGAGACUGCAGUCAUUCUACUUUCUACCACCUUCCAGGGCAAUGUGCUGCAGCCGUUUGCCUUCAAAAGUGGGACCAUGUCUAAAAUGUCCAAGUUUGAGAUCGAGCUUCCUGUGGUUCCCAAGCCAGCCAAGCUCAAUCUGUCAGAGAGGGACAUUGCUGUGGCCAACAUUUACGGUCAGCUGUAUGUAAUGUAUCUGAAGCAUCACUCCAGAACUACCGACAGUCCCUGUGCUGAGGUGAUCCUCUAUCAGCUACCCAGGGAGGGAUCCUGUAAGAAGACCAACGUGUUAAAACUCAACACCACAGGGAAGUUUGCCCUCAACGUGGUGGAUAACCUGGUGGUAGUGCAUCAUCAGAGCACUCAGACCUCCAUCAUAUUUGACAUCAAGCUACGGGAGCCCGACUGUGCCCUGAACGUCCACCAGCCUGUGCUGCCUCCUCGCUCCAUACACCCCUACAGGAUUCCCCUCACAGGUCCUUCUGCUGUACCCAGCCAGCCUCCGGUGCCUUGUGAGCUCUACUCCUCAUCUUGGAGUGUCUUUCAACCCGACAUCAUCAUCAGUGCAAGCGAAGGAUAUCAGUGGUAUCUGCAGGUGAAGCUGCCGCCCACCGUCAACCUCUUGCAGGACAAGGGCAAGCUGAUCGACUUCCUCCUGCGCAGACGAGACUGCAAGAUGGUCAUCCUGUCUGUGUGCUCACAAAUGCUCAACGGGGAAGACAAGGGGAGCUUACCAGUGGUGGCCACAGUGUUCGACAAACUCAACCAAGUCUUCAAAGAGUACCUGGAGGCAGAGCAGACCUACACUGUGGCUAUGGAGUCUGGUCCCAGCCGAGGGAGCACUGCUCGGGAGAGGCCUGUCCGGACGCAGGCGGUUAUCGACCAGUCCGACAUGUACACACACGUCCUGUCCUCCUUCACAGAGAAAAAGGACGUAUCUCACAAAUUCAUCAUUGCUGUGCUGAUGGAGUACAUCCGCUCACUCAACCAGGUCCAGAUCACUGUGCAGCAUUACCUGUAUGAGCUGGUCAUUAAGACCUUGGUUCAUCACAGUCUCUUCUACAUGCUUCAUCAGUUCCUCCAGUACCACGUCCUCAGUGACUCUAAACCUCUGGCCUGUUUGCUGCUGUCUCUAGAAGGCACUUACCCCGCUGCACACCAGCUCUCCCUGGACAUGUUAAAGAGACUGUCCACGGCCAACGAUGAGAUCGUGGAGGUGCUCCUGUCCAAACAGCAGGUGCUGGGUGCUCUGCGCUUCAUCCGCAGCGUGGGCGGCAACGACAACAUCUCCGCUCGCAAGUUCCUGGACGCGGCGCUCCAGACGGCCGACCAGAUGCUCUUCUACACCAUCUUCCGGUUCUUUGAGCAGAGGAACCUGCGCCUGAGAGGCAGCCCCAGCUUCAACCCAGGUGAGCACUGUGAGGAACACGUGGUAUACUUCAAGCAAGUUUUCGGGGAGCAAGCACUCAUGAAGCAAGCAACAGUUUGAGCUGUGACAUUUCAUCUUAUCCCACAGCCCGUCUAACUUAUUGUAAAUGGUUGAAAUCAUGCUAAUAAAGUCAUUUGUACAUACUCUUAACAAUCAA